GAGGAAAAGCAGCAGCACGCAACUGAACAACAUGCUGACUUAGAAAGCGAAUCGUACUACGCAGACGCUGUUGAUAACUCUGAGGGUGCUAUUCGACAAAGAACAAAGUCAAGUCGUCGAAACGAGAAUACUUAAGUACAAACAGUUCUUAUCUAUCAUCACUUGUCUUUACCCAACAUGGAGGCAGAUUCGUUGCGCACGGUCCCGCUCUCCCUUGAGUGGCGGAACGUGACGAUCCAGGUGGGGGACAAAAAGAUUUUGGACAACGUUUCGGGCUACGUGCCCGCCGGCGAAACGCUGGCGAUCCUGGGGCCCUCAGGUUCCGGGAAAACGACGCUGCUGUCCCUGUUAGCGGGCGUGUUUCGCUCCAAGGCACAGAAGGACACCUCGAUCACGGGGGAGAUCAUCGUGGGAACCGGUCCGCAGGCGGCCGGCCCCGCGCGGGUGCACGCCUUCAGCCGGCACAUGGCGUACAUGCGGAUUGUGGAACAGUACGACACGUUCCUGGGGUCGUCCACGGUGUGGGAGCACCUGCUGCUGAACGCCGCGCUGCGGCUGCCGGACAGCACGGCGGAAGAGCAGGAAGAAAAGAUCGUGGAGAUUCUGGACCGGCUCCGCCUCGCGGGCUACGAGGAGGUGCGGAUUCCGUUUCUCUCCGGGGGGCAGAAAAAACGGCUCUCCGUCGCGGAGGAACUUCUGUCGAAUCCGGCAAUCCUGUUUCUCGACGAGCCGACGUCCGGGCUGGACUCCACCGUCGCGCGGGAGGUGGUCGAAAUCUUCUACGACGACGAGCGCCGGGAGCAAGUGGCCCGGGAAAC
Amoebophrya sp. A120 is the source of this 818-nucleotide messenger RNA. The record is from the annotation of a GenBank genome assembly. NCBI's taxonomy places the organism in Eukaryota, Dinophyceae, Syndiniales, Amoebophryaceae.